GAUUUACACCCACUUGACAAUAUGGCUCAUGUACAAGGUCACUAUAAAGCCAUUGCUCAAGAAUAUGACUUCUUUUAUGACCAUAUGUAUGAAGAACUGGCUGAAAUAUCUUGUAAGUGGCUCAAACUACUACCAACUGAUUCACUGGCUGACAUUGGAGGUGGUACUGGAGCAAUCAGCUCUUUAAUAUGGAAGAAAGCAAAUCUUGGGCAACCAGUACUAGUUGUAGAUCCAAGCCCUGACAUGUUGGAGCCAGCCAGUAAAAGGGAAGGGGUCCUCACUUUGGAGGCUACGUUUGAUGACUUAAUAAAUUCAUAUCCACACAUUAUCUCAAAAUAUAACAAGUUUGUUUGUAUCGGUUGCAUUCAUCUCUUCCCUCACCUUGAAGCCUCAAUGGCUGCGUUUUACAAGCUACUAAAGCCUGGGGAUCAAUUGCUGAUUGUAGAGCAUCCAGAAGUCUUAGUCUGGAAAGAUUUGAAGACAAGAUUCAAUUCACUGGAUGAGAUUGAGGAAUACCUCAAGCAAGCUGGUUUUAGUGUAGAAGAAAGAGGAGAAGAGUCUCAUUCUCAUAGCUACUCAAGAGAAAAGUAUUUUUACUCUCUACGUCAUCGCUGCUACACAGCACUAAGCUUACUUACUGACAAAGAAAUUGAAUUAGGGAUCAAGAAACUGGAUGAAACUGUUUUUAAGGGAGAACCAUUCAAAGAAUUAACUGAUUAUUAUUAUAUGAUAGUUGCAACUAAAACAUAACUGUGCGUGCA
This is a messenger RNA of Amphimedon queenslandica, 761 nucleotides long. RefSeq lists its product as uncharacterized. The record is from RefSeq and is a predicted model, not a curated record. Lineage: Eukaryota; Metazoa; Porifera; Demospongiae; Haplosclerida; Niphatidae. Bases 22 to 750 code for a protein of 242 amino acids. The transcript is spliced from 3 exons.